UUCUCAUUAUGGAAUACUAUGAUGGGCACGUCCCUUUUAGCUUUAGCUUGGGGUAUAAGUCAGGCUGGUUUUGGGCUUGGUAUUGCUUUAACCGUUUUUAUGGCCAUCCUAUCAUACUAUACGUGUUCUCUUAUACUCCAGGACGCAAUAUACUUAGGUACACAAAGUAUAGAAUUUAUCGAUAUUUGCCAUCAGCUAUUAGGCCGAUGGGGCCAAUUUACCGCUGCUUUCUUUUCUAUUAUUGUCCUUAUUGGUGCAUCUGUCGUAUAUUGGAUAUUCAUGAGUAAUUUCCUCUUUAAUUUUGUCCACUAUAUUUACAGUAAUUGCUACACUGACGAUUAUGACCUAUUUGUAGUUACGGUUGGUACGUUUUGUCCUGCAUCUUUUGGCAUGGACGAUAUGAACUAUAGCAAUUUCUCUGCCGAGAACACUUUAUAUUAUCAACUAUGGGAUAGAACGAGAACAGUUCCGCUCUUUUUAGGGCUAAUCCUAUUUCCUCUAUGCUGUAUGAAGUCACCAACAUUUUUUACCAAAUUUACUUCUUUAGGCACCGUUUCAUGCCUCUACUUAAUAUUCUUUGUUUGUAUUAAAGCCUACUUCCUCGGCUUUAAUACGAAUUUCCAAGAUGAAAGUUCAAUCCAUUAUGCUCCACAAAUCAACAUUGAUUUUCCUUCGCUAACGGGAAUGUUAAACCUAGCCUUUUUCUUGCACAAUAUCCUUUUAACAAUUCUAAGAAAUCAAGAAAAACCGGAAAAUAAUAUGCGCGAUCUUGGAUUUGCUUACGUAGCUGCUUUAUGCACGUACUUAAUAAUGGGAGUAACGUUCUAUUUAACCUUUCCGUACGCUAAAUCUUGCAUAACUGCGAUCUUCUUGGAUAAUUUUAUCUCAAAUGAUUCGACAGCCUUUAUUGCACGUGCGGCUUUGCUUUUUCAAAUUAUGGUUGUUUUUCCGUUGAUUGCGUAUCUUUUGCGGUCUCAAGUUUACUAUCUUGUUUACAAGAGCGCUCAUCCUAGCUACAAGCACAUAUUGAUCUUCAAUGUAUUCUUAAUUGGAUUAUGCAUUCUUGUCGCUAUCUUCUAUCCAAAUGUUGGUGUCAUUAUUAGAUUUGUCGGUGCUAUAUGUGGUAUGGUCUAUGUCUUUACAUUACCGUGUUUAUGCCAUAUGAUAAGAUUGAAAAGGCAGAAAAAAUUAACUUGGAUUUCGGCUCUAUUUCAUAGCUUUAUCAUUGUUCUUGGUUCAGCCAAUCUAAUAGCACAAUUCUUAAUUUAA
Messenger RNA from Trichoplax adhaerens, 1269 nucleotides. RefSeq lists its product as uncharacterized. Lineage: Eukaryota; Metazoa; Placozoa; Uniplacotomia; Trichoplacea; Trichoplacidae. Gene Ontology annotation, molecular function: amino acid transmembrane transporter activity. The transcript has 10 exons. The annotation marks the transcript as partial. Gene Ontology annotation, biological process: amino acid transmembrane transport. The record is from RefSeq and is a predicted model, not a curated record.